This is a messenger RNA of Phycomyces blakesleeanus NRRL 1555(-), 1727 nucleotides long. RefSeq lists its product as hypothetical. The transcript has 14 exons. Bases 24 to 1547 code for a protein of 507 amino acids. The record is from RefSeq and is a predicted model, not a curated record. Gene Ontology annotation, molecular function: cysteine-type deubiquitinase activity; protein binding; proteasome binding. NCBI's taxonomy places the organism in Eukaryota, Fungi, Mucoromycota, Mucoromycetes, Mucorales, Phycomycetaceae. Gene Ontology annotation, biological process: proteasome-mediated ubiquitin-dependent protein catabolic process; protein deubiquitination; regulation of proteasomal protein catabolic process.
CCUCUUUUAUAUUCUUCAUUACAAUGCCAAUCAUCAACGUAAACGUUAAAUGGACCGGAAAGAAGUUUGAGAACAUUGAGCUUGAUACCGAUGAAAGCCCUGAGCUUUUCAAGAGUCAGAUUUAUUCUCAAACAGGUGUACCUCCCGAGAGACAAAAGAUUAUGGUCAAGGGCGGUAUGCUCAAGGACACAACUGAUCUCAAUGCACUUGGCCUUAAGAACGGUCAUACCUUUAUGAUGAUGGGAACCGCCGGUGAAUUGGCAAAAGCACCAGCCAAGCCUACCCAAUUCUUGGAAGAUAUGACAGAUGCUCAAGUUGCCGAAGCUCUGGAAAUUCCUGCAGGUCUCGAGAACUUGGGAAAUACAUGUUACAUGAAUGCUACACUUCAAUGCCUUCGUGUGAUUCCAGAAUUACAGACCUCCUUGAACAAGUAUCAAGGCGGUGUUAGCGGUGUAGAUAACAGAGGCAACCUGACUGCUAGUCUACGAGAUCUGUUCAAAGAUCUUACAAAAGCAAGUGACGGAUUCCCUCCUUUGGUUUUCUGGCAGAUGCUCUGCCAAGCCUUUCCUCAGUUCUCUCAAACAGGACCUGGUGGUGCACCAAUGCAGCAGGAUGCUGAAGAGUGUUGGAGUGAGAUGGUUUCUAUUCUUAAGGCCAAAUUGCCUGCCGAUCAGGAAACUGGCCGAAAUUUUAUUGAGCAAAGAAUGACUGGUGAAAUGCGUACAGAGCUUCGUUGCCCAGAAGCACCUGAAGAGAACACUGUCUCAACUGAAUCUUUUACGAAAUUGAGCUGUCAUAUUUCUAUCACAACAAACUAUAUGGUUAAUGGAAUUUUGGAAAGCUUGAAAGAAGAAAUUGAGAAGACAUCACCUACACUGAACCGCACUGCCAAGUAUGAGCGUGUAUCGCGUGUAAGCCGUUUACCCCAGUACCUUCCUAUCCAAUUCAUCCGUUUCUUCUGGAAGCCAUCCGAGCGUGUGCGUGCAAAGAUCCUUCGUAAGGUCAAGUAUCCUCUCGAGUUUGAUGCAUCCGAACUCUGCACACCCGAACUUCAGGGCAAGUUUAGCAAGGCUAAGCUGAAGCUGAAGGAUUUGGAAGAGAAAAACGUGGCUAAGAAGAGAGAUGAAAAGAGACGCAAGAUUGAUAUCGAUGUGUCAGGCGGUGCAGAAAGCUCAGCCGCAGCAGCAGCAGCAGCAGCAGUAGCAUCAUCAUCAUCAUCAUCAGCAUCGGGAUCAUCAUCGGCGGCAGCAGUACCAGCAGCUGAAGAGAAGAUUGACUGGUCUGAAUAUAUUGAUCCUGAAUUGCUCAAGGAUGUCGGGUGCAAUCCUACAGGACAGUACGAACUCUGUGCAGUCCUGACACACGUGGGUCGUUCUGCUGAUUCUGGUCAUUAUAUUGCCUGGGUUAAGAAGGCCGAAGAUGAAUGGUUCAAGUUUGAUGAUGAAAAAGUAUCUAUGGUGCGUGAUGCCGAUAUCCAGAAGCUUGAUGGCGGAGGAGACUGGCACACCGCCUACAUUGUGCUUUACCGUGCCAAGCAGCUAGAGUAGACAAUUGAAUAAAUAAACAAGUAAAUAAAUAAAUGAAUAAAAGGCCCUACACGUAUAGAACGAGAGAAAAGAAAUAAGAAGAAGUGGUUCAAGGUGGUUCAAGUAACAAAUAAAAUCAAAUGAAGCAAAGUAAAGCUAAAGCUAAAAAGCUAAUAAAAAAAGCUAAAAAGUUAAAAAGCC